Messenger RNA from Dissoconium aciculare CBS 342.82, 1080 nucleotides. RefSeq lists its product as uncharacterized. Lineage: Eukaryota; Fungi; Ascomycota; Dothideomycetes; Mycosphaerellales; Dissoconiaceae. Gene Ontology annotation, cellular component: transcription factor TFIIF complex. Gene Ontology annotation, biological process: transcription initiation at RNA polymerase II promoter; transcription by RNA polymerase II. The coding region runs from base 1 to 1080 and encodes 359 amino acids. The transcript has a single exon. The record is from RefSeq and is a predicted model, not a curated record.
AUGCCUGAAGUCAAGUCCGAGGUGAAGCUCGAGAUCAAGCCGGACCCAGACUCGAUCGGAGCGCAGGUGGAUCAGGACGCCGACCAGUACGAAGAGGACCUCGAUACCUAUGUCCCAUCGAAAGAGGACCCAGGUCAGGCAUGGCUUGUUCGUCUUCCAGUUGACAUGUGGUCAGCAUGGCAUUCGAUAUACCAGGAUGCAAAGGAGGACGAGUACGUGCAGAUCGGCAACCUGCGGGUCUACGAGAACUCCGAGAAGAUUCAAAUGACCUUGGAUCCCCAAUUUGAGCAACACAAAUCGAUAUCCCGCGAAUACAACCUAGACGUCAAAUCCCACAAUUACCGAAACUCGGUGGCCUUCUCGGAGAAAGACAAACCCGGUCAGCGUGCGCGUCAGAACAACAAGCCUGCCGCCGGCGCGAAGCCUUUUGGCAUUCAAUCUAAAUUCGAUCGCUACGGGCUAAAGAAGAGCGGCGGCUACCGCUCAUCGAUACCGAAACAGACCGCAUUGGCGCCGCCCAUCGCCAACGAAGCGAGUGUGAUCGCCGUCGACAACCUCGGCGACUUCGCCAAGGCUUACCAGGCCGCGCUCAAACCCCGAAACACCACCGUCUACGAAACCGGCAUCAAUCGCGAGUUACACCCUGGCCGCAACGUCGCUGCUGCCUUCACAUUCAGCUCGAAGCCCAACAAGACGAGCAAGAAGAAGAAGGAACACAAGGACAAGGCCGUGCGGAUGGAGAAGGGUGCGCUGUUCGACGAGAUCUCCAAGUGCUUCGAGCAGUUCAAAUAUUGGUCACUUAAGGCUCUACGGAAUAAAUUGAAGCAGCCGGAAGCAUAUAUCAAGGAAGCGCUGGACGAGGUGGCAGUCCUGAUCCGAAGUGGUGAUUUCGCCAUGAACUAUAAGCUCAAGCCGGAGUACGAAAAGUCGCAGAUCGCCAACCAGGACGCCGUCAAGGAUGAGAUUGCUCCCAGCAUGAAGAGCGAGGACGACACAGAUCAAGCUACUGGGGAUGAGUUGGUUUCGGACGAUGACGAUGUCAUGGACUUCGAGGACGUCAAGAUUGAGAACACCGGCUGA